AUGAUAUCUCAACGAAAUUAUUUAUCCCAGGAGUGUUUUAUUGACAAUGGCGGAUACUUCAUCAUUAAGGGAAAUGAACGAGUGAUUCAGAUUCAGGAGCAACUCAGCAAAAAUAGAAUUAUCUUGGAGAGUGGUAAGAAUGGCAUUUACGCCUCAGUAACAUCAUCCAGUAUCGAACAUAAAAGUAAAACUAAUGUCAUAUACAAAAAUGACUGCUUCUAUGUUCAAAGUACCAUAUUUACGGAAGAAGUCCCUGCAAUUAUUGUGGCAAAAGCCCUAGGUAUUGGUAGUGACAAAUCGAUUUCCGAAGUGAUCGGAAAGGAUUUGUUCCAUAUAUUGCAUUUGAGUUUUGAAGAACCUAUUUCCAAGGACGUCUUGCCAUGGCAAAAGCAGGAAUAUUAA
Molecule: messenger RNA, 402 nt
Organism: Medioppia subpectinata
Lineage: Eukaryota; Metazoa; Arthropoda; Arachnida; Sarcoptiformes; Oppiidae
Source: the annotation of a GenBank genome assembly